Williopsis jadinii is the source of this 1719-nucleotide messenger RNA. RefSeq lists its product as uncharacterized. The coding region runs from base 43 to 1446 and encodes 467 amino acids. The record is from RefSeq and is a predicted model, not a curated record. The transcript is spliced from 2 exons. NCBI's taxonomy places the organism in Eukaryota, Fungi, Ascomycota, Saccharomycetes, Phaffomycetales, Wickerhamomycetaceae. Gene Ontology annotation, biological process: mitotic sister chromatid cohesion.
GGCAUUUACAUAUCGCUAUUAGUCUUGUUGAUAAAUCAGCUUAUGGAAGCGUUGGAGCAACACCUCUGGGAUUUGUCCCAUCAGUUCUAUAACCAAGCCGUGCAAAACAGAUCACGGGUGAUUACCGUGACCCAUCUCCAGGAGUACCACACACUCGUGAAGUUGAGCAUUGUUUGUCUUCAAAAGAUCAUCAGACAAGGACAUAGGGCAACUCUCAGACUCAGGAUCAAGGCUUACAUUCAGUGGGCACAGAUUAUCAUCAAUGAGGUAAAUCUCAAAGCCUCUGAUCAAAAUCCAGAGGCUCUGUUGACCUCAGCAAUGUUCUUAUGUGGUGAAAUUGUUGAAUUCACACAUCUUAAGCUGACCGCGUUGUAUACGUUGAUUCAAUUACAACUCGCAAAUGGAGAUGUUGGCCGUGCCCUUCCGAUGACGACUACAACAGCGUUCAAGGAUUAUGCACUGAUGAAAUUUCUCAGGUUCCAAUGCCUACAACUGCUCUGUGGAAACCCCCAAGGGUUGGAAAAGGCCACUGCGGCGUUCUCUUCACUCAUGAAUUGUCCACAAUGGAGUUCGUUGAAUGAACACACAAAGAAAGCUAUCAAACUAUUAGGUAUCGUUUUCUUCAUCAAUAACUCGUUGUCUGUACCGUAUAGCGUCUAUGAGAUUGACACGUCGGAUGAAAAGGACAUGGAUUGUUGGAAGAAGUGCAUCAUCUCUACUUUGGAGCUCAUCAAUAAUCAACUACAAUAUUCCGUAACCCUUCAAGAUUUGCAGGAGUCACUUAAGGAAGCUCAUUCAGAUAAGCAUGUUCUUCGCGUGAAUCUAGAGUUCCCUCAUGACAACGGGGUUGUUACACUUAGCAGUGAGAUUCAACUCAUGCCAUUGGUGACAACUCAAUUACACCUGAUACGGGCUCUGAAGUCCAGCUCAGUGAAGAGAUCAUUGGACACUGUAUCUAAUACCGAAUUUGCUUGCCAACAAGAACUGCACAAAAUGUUAGCAGGAACGUACUCCUACAUGAAAAGCUCUUCAAUGGUGAUUAGAGAGGCUCAGUCAGUCCUACAGGAUGUAUAUUUCUUCGAAACGCUUCUUCUCAUAGGCAACAAAGGUAUCUGGCCAGCAAAGUUCAAUUCGGACGGCUCCAAAAUCAUCUUCAAACUAGAUGAGUUACCAAGUUGGGACAAGAUUGGCCUCACGGAGUUAGAUGUCAUGAUAAAAGAUUGUCCACGUCGUUUAAAUAUGUGGUCUUCGAGGAUACGAGACACUCCUAGAAGAGCAUUCUUGAUUGCGAUGUCGUUGCACUCUUUGGGGAAGGUCGUUGAUGCAAUAAACCCUAAAACAAUACCCUCUGUUAGGAGCCAUGGUCUUGUAUACACAGUCUUUGACGGAGCUGAAGAAUUCGGAUCAGAAACAAAAAUACUCACAAGUUGCGUUCAACUUGGCUAAAUUGGGCUUCUAUCCACUGGUUAGGUAUACAACUGGCCUAUUAAACGCUUCCAAUGCGAGCUCUGCACACAACAUAGAACAGAACGAAGUUCAAAUGGAAAAGUUGAGAAGGAUACAGCCAGCUAUUAAAGUAAUUUAUAAUGGGCUUUGAAGAUUGAGCCAUUUCAUCAAUUGAUUACAAGAAACUACAUGGCAGCCCUGUGCCCCAUCAGGGCCUUUUCAUUGUUGUAUAAUAAUCUCUUUUACUAGUGUAAUACCCAUAAUCUAGAGUGA